Daphnia pulex (common water flea) is the source of this 642-nucleotide messenger RNA. Its product is annotated as extensin-like. The transcript is spliced from 3 exons. Lineage: Eukaryota; Metazoa; Arthropoda; Branchiopoda; Diplostraca; Daphniidae. The coding region runs from base 70 to 636 and encodes 188 amino acids. The record is from RefSeq and is a predicted model, not a curated record.
UCCAUCCGUCCACUAGCCUCCUCCUCCUCCAGUCGUCUUGAUUAUUUCUCCCAAGAAAACUUAAAAAAAAUGAAGGGACUGUCGAUCUUGGCUCUGAUGAUGGCCGCCACCGCCUGUGUGCUGGCCCAAGAAGAAUCAAAUGAAGCUGCAAUGUUGGGCAUAGCGGACGAAACGGCCGUAGUCGACGAUAAAGCCGCCAGCGACGCUGCUGAAUUUAAAUGCGUCAAUUGCCACCCUCAUUGCCCUCCCAGUUGUGUUAAGCCUACUCCUCCCCAUUACAAUCACCACCAUCAUCCUUAUCACUGCCCUACCUGCCCACCCAGACCCACUUGCCCCACGUGCCCACCCAAACCCACUUGCCCCACCUGCCCACCUCCAAUUACCUGUCCACCCCCACACACUUGCCCUCCUCACCAUUGCCCAACUUGUCCUACUUGCCCCACACAUCCCCCUUGCCCCACUUGCCCUACCAAGCCACCUUGUCACACUUGUCCUACCCAUCCUACCCAUCCUACCCAUCCUACCCAUCCUACCAAGCCUCCUUGUACCACCUGCCCGACAAAGCCUCCCUGCCUCAAGCCUCAUCCCACUCUGAUCGGAGUCUGCCUGGAUGUGGAUAUCGACCUCGGCAAGUAAAAAGGA